Hypoxylon trugodes is the source of this 1823-nucleotide messenger RNA. RefSeq names its product S-adenosyl-L-methionine-dependent methyltransferase. The transcript is spliced from 8 exons. Lineage: Eukaryota; Fungi; Ascomycota; Sordariomycetes; Xylariales; Hypoxylaceae. The record is from RefSeq and is a predicted model, not a curated record. The annotation marks the transcript as partial.
CCCAAAUUUCUUUUUUCUACGUGAUAAUACCUACAUGUAUGAUGACAACUAGAUUCUUCUCCGGCAUUAGACCCACUUUUGAGUUCCGCAUGGCGUUCUGUUUCACAAGGGGGGUGGUUCAGGCUCGCUCGGAUGCCCAUCAUGCAUUUCGCAACGAGACGGUGAGACAUAUCUUCCCUCAGUGACAACAUAUAAUUCUCUGAGGUACUAAAACACACUGCUUAAAUUAUCUAUCCGAUGAAUUCAGGUGUAGAUUUGUAUACACGAGGCCUCGAAAUAGUCAAUAUGAAUAUUGACUGGCUGUUGGAUGGCGGGUAUCUCCCGCACGCCGUGAUCCGAAUGGGGAUUCGACGACAACUCGCGCAACGUCUUGAGGAAAUCGGAUCUACGACGAGAACUGCGGAUUAUGAGCGCAAAAUGAAAUAUCUUGAGCUUUUGCGCACGAGGCCUAUUGCUAUUGAGACGGCUACUGCUAAUAAGCAGCACUAUGAAGUUGGUACGGGUGUGCUGCUUGGUAUGUUGGGCCCGCGGAUGAAGUAUUCGUGUAGUUUGUAUCCAAAGGGUAGUGAGACGCUUGCGCAGGCUGAGGUCGCUAUGCUGGCGCUAUAUGUCGAGAGGGCGGAGCUUCGCGAUGGAAUGAGUAUUCUGGAUUUGGGAUGCGGCUGGGGUUCCGGCGCUUUGUACUUCGCGGAGGUGUACCCGAAGUCCAAGGUUACAGCGUUCUCAAACUCGAGGACACAGAAGGAAUAUAUCGAUUCUAAAGCAAAAGAAAAGGGAUUGACGAACUUGACUGUCAUCACGGGUAAUGUGGUGGACUACGAGUUUAAGAAGCAAAGCUUCGAUCGGGUGGUCUCGAUAGAGCUUUUUGAGCACAUGAAGAAUUAUGAACAACUUAUGGCGAAAGUAGCCAGGGCCUUGAAACCUGGGGGCAAGUUAUUUGUUCACAUAUUCGCUCAUAAGACGACUCCUUAUGAUUAUGAGGAAGGUUGGAUGACUGAGCACUUUUUCACCGGAGGCACAAUGCCGUCUGCGGAUUUGUUGCUGUAUUUUCAGAAGGACCUUCAUAUUACGAAGCAAUGGUGGGUCAAUGGAAACCACUAUUCAAAAACAUGUGAGCAUUGGCUUUCGAAUAUGAUAGCGAAUAAGAAUAAGAUAUGGCCACACUUGAUUGAAACGUACGGGGAGCAGAACGCGAACAUGUGGUACAAUAGGUGGCAGAUAUUCUAUAUGGCUUGCUCGGAAUUGUUCGCCUAUGAAGGCGGGGACACCUGGGGAGUUUCCCACUAUCUGUUCGAGAAGUUGAAAUAGUCGUAAUAGUAAGACCUUAGGUAGUAUGUGGUAGACUGGUUGUCCAGUUCUUUUCUUCUAUUGAUCUGAGCCUUCUUCCCGGUGGUGGGUAAUCGUCGUGGUAUAUAUGUAAUGCUAAGCUCCUCCCGAAGCCAUGAUAUCUGCAGCUAUUGCACUCCUUAUGUUCAAUCCUCCAUCGUCCUCGAUGGGUUGAGGAUUUAGUGGUCCCACGGGUGCUUCCAACCUAGUAAGACGGGGCCGUCUUUCCUUGCGCGCCACAUUAAGAAGAACCACAUGCUUGCACCGAGAGCGGUAGCAGUGAAUCUGUAGAUACCGGGAACGUGCGGCUUAAUUGGACCACCCGGACCAGCCAUUGUUGCUCGAAUCUAACGGCUGUUAGUGGUAUUCUCGAUACGGUACAUCCGACGGGAAUUGGUGCGUACGUAAGGUUUGAUUGAGGAGAAAUAUCGGUAUCGGGAUGGGAGCAAGUUCGUCAAUGGCAGGCAGAAGUCGUCUGGGUUGAUGUCGUGAUGAUC